UUGACAGUAGCCAAUCGAUGAAAUUCAAUGGAAUCAAGAGAAUAAAACGACCAAAAAAGAACAAUAAUUUAGGUCAACGAUCGCUUAGAAGAGAUGAGGACGAGCCAAAUUGAAGCCAGGAGAUGUGGAAUCAACUACCUGAGCUGAUAUUGACACAGAUAUUCGACUAUCUUGAUCGCACUGAUCGCGCCAGCGUCAGCCAAGUCUGUCGAUCAUGGAAUCGCACGUUGUCUUCACCUGUGCUCUGGCGAUCCGUCACAGUUCUCAUCGAUCGCGAUUUACGCGGCGAUUUCCCCCUAGCAGGAGAGCUGGCCGCAAAAUAUGGACAGCAUAUGCGCAGCCUGGAGCUUGCUUUUUCACAACCGUACAUCUCGCCGAGACAAAUUAGGAUCAGACGCAACAUUCAGGCUGAGGCAGGCGCCGAUUUUCUCGCGAUCGUUCGUGCCAAAGACAUACAGCUGCGGCAAUUGACAUUAACGAACUGGAUGUUCGGUUACAAAUGGGGUAAUAGAGGAAUACUACUCUCUGCCCUCGCGAAUUUUCUGCGCAGUCAACGCAGCCUGGAAAUCCUGAGCUUCUUAAAUGCCGACUUUGGUGUGACUGACGUCUUGCGACUGCUUGGAACAGUUGCCAAAGGAUCUGGAGAACAUCUAGUCUCCCUGGAUCUCCGCGGUACUUUCAGAGAGUGGCAAGCUCCUCAUGACAAUCCAAAGUACUUACGCUUACUAGGUCGUUUUCAUGCGCUAACUCUGUUGAAAUUGGACUAUCCGGCUUUAUCGAAUCAUGCUCUUGAUGCUCUUGCAAGCGGAGCAUCAAAAACGCUGAAAUAUCUGUAUAUAUCUGUGAGAGAUUCGGAUUCUAGGCAACACAUGGUAGCGGACGCUGCUUGGCGCAACUUGGUGUUAGCUUGCCCUGACUUGACAGUGUCCUAUACUAUAGUGAACAUCUCGCAUUACGAGGAUAUGUACUACUUGCUACUGCCUAGUGUCCCUCUAGCUAAGUUUCAUAUGUUCAGUGGACAUGUAUGGGAUCAAAGCAGAUCCCGUAACUUCAGAAACACAAUUGGUCUGAUAAUUACUCAAUACACGAAUACCUUAGUUGAAGUUAUGCUGCAGCUUAGGAACAAUCGUGAAUCACUCGAUGAUUUGUUAGUGUCCAUGCUGAUACGUUGCAAACGUUUGAUGAGAUUGCAAUAUGAUGGAAUUAUAAGGAGCUUCGAGACUUUACGCGAGAUAUGUCAACUCCAAGCCGAACGUAAAACCCAUUUCAGGACGAUACAUGUAAAACCUCGGAAUGUCAAUAUACAAAAUCGGGCUAUAUUAAACGAUAUUAAUUAUCGAUACGAUCGCAAAAUGCACGAACAAGGAGUCGAUUUUCGGAUUGAAGAUAUCACUUCGAUCUUAUUCUUCUAUUGAUGAUUUAUCUUGCUGUUAAUAACUUUGGGUGAUUUGAAAAAAAAUU
This is a messenger RNA of Mycetomoellerius zeteki, 1461 nucleotides long. RefSeq names its product F-box only protein 39. Gene Ontology annotation, molecular function: protein binding. NCBI's taxonomy places the organism in Eukaryota, Metazoa, Arthropoda, Insecta, Hymenoptera, Formicidae. Gene Ontology annotation, biological process: positive regulation of protein ubiquitination. The coding region runs from base 123 to 1415 and encodes 430 amino acids. The transcript has 7 exons. The record is from RefSeq and is a predicted model, not a curated record.